UUAAGGCACUAAAUACCAAGUUGAAGCAGUAAGAAGCGAUUUGAAAUGUUCAAAAUGUUUAAAUUCCUUGUCGCGAUGACGAUGUUGGCCGUGAUAAUUGCCGAGUCUUUUGCCGACUCACCAGUGGAGUGUCCUGAUAACGAACACUGGUCGCUAUGCGGAACUAUGUGCGAGCCAAGUUGCGAACAGCCGAAACCGAAUCCUUUCUUCUGCCCUAGAAUCGUGUGCGCGCGAGAUACUGCCGGCUGCAGGUGUAAAAAUGGCUACGUGAGGAACGAAGAUAAUAAAGACUGCGUUGCACUAAAGGAGUGUCCUCACAAAUCACAAUCUAAAGCGAUCUAAAACGAUCUUUGAGAGA
Megalopta genalis is the source of this 358-nucleotide messenger RNA. The record is from RefSeq and is a predicted model, not a curated record. NCBI's taxonomy places the organism in Eukaryota, Metazoa, Arthropoda, Insecta, Hymenoptera, Halictidae.